Messenger RNA from Spirometra erinaceieuropaei, 603 nucleotides. The record is from the annotation of a GenBank genome assembly. Lineage: Eukaryota; Metazoa; Platyhelminthes; Cestoda; Diphyllobothriidea; Diphyllobothriidae.
AUGGCCGGUUACAAGAAGGCUAUCGAGGUUUUGCAGAUUAGUGGCGCGAAACACAUUGAUCCUUACGAUUUGCCGACUGAUACAGAACAGGAGAUUAGAAAAAAGAAUGCAAAAGAGGAGUGUUACCAGGUAUUCCGAUUGACCCUAGCACCACAUGCUGUUGACCUCCAGCUCAGAUGAUUACUGUCUGCAGUACCUCAUUAACGUGUCUCUGUUCGUCUACGCCUUUUAAAAUUUUAGCGCCGCCUAUCUAAGCUGGCACAGCUGAAAAGGACUCUGGUUGUCAAGAAAGAAGAAUUUUACUCCCAAAAAGUGGUCGAACUUAAUCGGCUUGCUGACCUUUUGGCCCAGCUCGAUUGUAAUGCAGAUAUAUCUUUUGAAAAUCUUCCACAAGAUACAUCGUCUGAGGGGAAAUCUGAAGCGUUGGUUAAACUAAAGCGUCUUUUUGAGCUGGUUGUGGCUGAACGAAAAGUUGAUACCUUGGCACCGACACGGGCAGGUUCUUUGUGGUGGUAUUCAAAGGAAGCCGUCCUGAGAGAACACGUUGCCAAUUCCAUUGCGGAACGGGAAGCCCAGCAUCUGCGUCAAAGACGGCAAAAAUGA